Messenger RNA from Eurytemora carolleeae, 4296 nucleotides. RefSeq names its product peptidyl-glycine alpha-amidating monooxygenase B. NCBI's taxonomy places the organism in Eukaryota, Metazoa, Arthropoda, Copepoda, Calanoida, Temoridae. The transcript is spliced from 26 exons. The record is from RefSeq and is a predicted model, not a curated record. Gene Ontology annotation, molecular function: protein binding; oxidoreductase activity, acting on paired donors, with incorporation or reduction of molecular oxygen, reduced ascorbate as one donor, and incorporation of one atom of oxygen; copper ion binding. Gene Ontology annotation, cellular component: extracellular region; membrane. Gene Ontology annotation, biological process: peptide metabolic process. Bases 296 to 3712 code for a protein of 1138 amino acids.
ACUAAUCCUAAUACUGGAACUAUAGCUCCGGACUAAUCUCAAUACUGGAACUAUAGCUCCGGACUAAUCCCAAUACUGGAACUAAAGCUCCGUAUCUACUAUUUUAAAGAAUCUAGCUAUUUUCAGCAUAGGCUGUGAUCCUACAUUUUUAUUUUAUAUAUUUAUAUUUACCACUUGUGACAGACAGAAUUAUUUUAUUUUAUAUUAAUUUAUUUUAAACCUUAUGUUUUAAACUUCUUAUAUUUACAGAUUAUUUAGACAAUGUCAUGAACAUUGGAAUUUAGAACCAAAAAGAAUGUUUGCACUUUUGUUCUGCCUGGUUGGGUUAGCAGGGGCGGGGGAACCUAGCUCCGCCCAUAAUUCUCUAGAUAACACAAUUGACUUGAUUAUGCCAGGCGCAAGGCCGGAGGUUGAUGAUAGUUAUCUCUGCUCCGCGUUUGAGGUGACAGAGAUGACCGGAAUACAAGAUUCUUUAUAUGUAACAGGAUUUAUACCUAAAGCAGAUGCUAGCAGGGCUCAUCAUAUGCUACUGUACGCUUGUAGUGAACCUCUACAGGAGCCAGGAACUGUUUACGACUGCAUGCAUCAUUCGUUGUGUAAGGGAGCUUCAUCUAUAAUGUUUGCCUGGGCUAAGAAUGCUCCUCCUACCACACUACCCAAGGAUGUUGGAUUCAUGAUAAAUCCAAUACAGAAGAAAUAUCUAGUUCUCCAGGUGCACUACGCCCAUCCCCUGCCGGAUUCUGAUAAUACAGGAUUAAGUUUAACCUAUCAGACAACUCCAGCUAGGUAUCAGGCUGGGAUCCUUCUGCUCGGAUCAGGAGCUGUCAGUAUCCCCGGAAAUACAGAGGUAACCCACGCGGAUGGGAACUGUAAACUUCCGGCUCAAGUUCCUCUUCAUCUCUUCGCUUUCAGAACGCACGCGCAUGCGCUUGGUUCUGUAAUCUCCGGGUACGCGUACAACGAGGAGAAGAAUGAGUACAGGGAGAUCGCCAAGGGGAAUCCACAGUGGCCUCAAGCCUUCUAUCCCAUGCAGGCAGUACAGACUGUUAAACCUGGAGAAACGGUUACUGUCAGGUGUACAUAUAACAGUACGGGUCGGGAUCGUGAAACCCAUAUCGGCAGCACUGCCGGAGACGAGAUGUGUAACCUGUACAUCAUGUUCUUCACGGAGCCGGGGAAGUCCGGGGAUUUCUUGGCGUGCUGGGGUGAGCAGGCCGGUCAGUUUAUAACCCGGGGCUUACCUGCGGAUAGUGAUGUCGCCCCUCCUAAGAACAAGGUGUGGGAGGACAAGGCCAAGGAUAGUAGUGUUAAUACAGGGAUAUCAGAGAUUAAUUAUUCACAGCUGUUCGCUGAGGAGCUUGAGAAAGGUGGAAGCAACAAGAAGGGUGGGGUGGAGGAAAAUACACUGAUGGUGGCUGACCUAAACUUCACAAUGCCAGGAGCUACCCCAUCCGGGGACGAUGAGUAUCUCUGCACCUCCGUUAAGGUGAAAGAUCUUGAUCCUAAGAACAAACUCUGGAUUGUCAAGUUCUCCGCUAUUGUCUCCGGGAACCGGGCCCACCACAUGAUUCUCUCCAAGUGCGAGCAUCCUCCUAAGAUGGAAGGAGAGAUCUACGACUGCCGGCAUCAUCAGAUGUGCCUGGAUCAGAGUAAGAUUUUGUUUGCGUGGGCUAAACACGCUGACCCUACCGAGGUGCCGGUGGAUGUAGGAUUCUCAUUGGACAAAGAGGAUUCUCUGGUUCUACAGGUUCAUUACUCUAAACCCUUGUCUGAUCCUGACUACAGUGGGCUAACCCUACGGUUUACGAGUACGGAGCCUAAGUACACUGCUGGAAUAUUUCUACUAGGACGGAGUAACCUGAAUAUACCAGCAGAUACUGAGACUACUCAUGGAGAUGCUAACUGCAAGGUUGAAGCUAAGAACCCACUGCACAUAUUCGCAUACCGCGCACAUGCGCACUCCUACGGGAGCGUGAUCAGUGGAUACAUGUACAACGAAGCUCAGAGAACCUGGAGUCUAGUCGCCAAGGGAAAUCCACGCUGGCCGCAAGCUUUCUAUCCUGUUAAGGAACAAAUCAUUAAUCCUGGAGAGGUUCUGGCUGCUAGGUGCUCAUAUAACACGACAGGGCAUCAUCAAAAUGUUAAGAUAGGAUCUACCGGAGAUGAUGAGAUGUGUAAUCUAUAUCUUAUGUUCUACUCUCUCUCCAAGACGGACGAUUUCAAACUUUGUUUCGACGAACAGAAUCCUCGACUAAGCAGAAUGCUUCCAGACGGAAACGAUGUUCCUCUGCCUCCAAACCCAGCCCUGGAAGAGGUUGCUCUGGGUCGGGAUGGGAAAAGUUUACCUGGAUCUGAUUUCUCUGUUGUCCCGAACUGGCCUUCAACAGCCACAGCUACCAGCCUAGGACAGAUCUCUGGGGUAACCAUAGAUAUCUACGGGAAUGCGAUCAUAUUUCAUAGAGGAGACAGAACAUGGAAUGGAAACACUUUCAACUAUGACAACACUUACGCAAUGGAACGGGAUUUACCGAUCGCGUUCGACACCGUUGUAACGGUAAACUCGACCGGGCACACCAUCAACAGCUGGGGGAAGGAUCUCUUCUUCCUGCCCCACAUGAUCACUGUGGACUCGGAGAACAACAUCUGGAUGACCGAUGUAGCUCUCCAUCAGAUUUUCAAGUUUGCACCGUAUGGUGGAGAUCAUAAACCUCUUCUGACUCUGGGGACCAGAUUCCAACCUGGAUCAGAUGAUAGCCAUUACUGUAAACCCACAGCAGUUGCCGUCAGCAAGGACGCAAAGACGUUCUUCGUAAGCGACGGAUACUGUAACUCCAGGAUUAUCAAGUACUCCAUCACCGUGACCGGGGACGGGAAGCAUGCCGUUAAUAAGAUCACGGAGUGGGGGAAAGGAGCAGGACCAUUCAGUAUUACAAAGGGACCGUAUAACUUCAAUGUUCCUCACGGUCUAGCCCUAGCUGAGGAUAGGGCGGAGCUAUGUGUAGCGGAUAGAGAGAAUGGACGUGUCCAAUGCUUUAACACCGAGUCAGGAGAGUUCACGAGAUCAAUUCAGCCUCCGGAGUUCGGAUCCAGGAUAUUCAGUGUUGCAUAUGCAAACGGAAAACUGCAUGCUGUUAGUGGUCCCGACUUUUCUCCGUUCGGACAGAAACCCAUGGGAUACAUUAUCAACAUGGAAACAGGAAAACUUGAUGGAACAUGGCAGGUUACUGACGGACUCCAGAACCCUCACGACGUUGCAGUCUCCAGCGACGGUGGCACCAUCUAUGUGGUAGAGCUGUCCCCCUUCAAAGUGUGGAAACUAAUGAACGGACAGCCUUCAGCUGCAGCCCCCACUCCGGUCACACCCUUCUCUACACCUAACCUGGCCCCUGCAGGAUCUCCGCAGCUGCCCAGCUUCAUGACCGGAGCAAGCAAACUUAUGCCCGAUGUUUCAUACUCUGUGAUAGUAGCUGCAGCGUUAUCUGUUCCCCUGACUAUUCUGAUAAUGUGCUGUCUGGCAAUUAGAAAAUGCAGGAAACGCGGGAAAGGUACAAUGAUGGAAACUAACAAACAGAAAGCCUGGGGUCUGGGAGAUAUCCUUGGACGGAGUAAAGAUGGAUUCCAACCAGUUAACACAGAGGAACGGGAUGGACUAGUCGGAGAUGAUUCAGACUCGGAGGUUGAAGAGUUCUCAGUUCCUGCUCUUCAUGCCUAAUUCUUUUAUCAUCAGUUCCUGCUCUUCAUGCCUUAUUCUUUAAUCAUCCGUUUCUACUCAUCAAGUCUAAUUGUCCAAUUCUCAGUUCCUGCUUAAUUCUUUAAUUAUCAGCCCCUGUCCUUCAUUUCUAACUACGCGAUCCUCAGUUCUUUUUCUUGCAAAAUUCCUUAACAAAUAUUGUUCCUGCUCUUCUUGCCUAAUUCCUUCUAUUUUCUGUUCACAAUUGAGACUUAAGAUUACCUCUACUGUAACUCCUGGAUUGAAUUCUCAGAACACGACAUGUGGCUGAACCAGAAAAUUAAAUCCUUUUGAACCAGAACACUUUUAAAAUGUCAUCCAAUCUAAGUUUACUUAAUCCAAAAUGCACUUCAAUUCACUUCUUAUAAUUUGGCUAAAUCUUAAAUUCAUUUUCUACAAAAUCUAGUUUACUUGUUCAAGCAUAAUACGAUGUCCUCAUAUCUUCAUUGUUAAGAAAGUUUGCUAAAAAUAGUUUUAAGAAUGUAAAUCUUGAAAUUGGGUGCUGGGGACUAUAAAUAGUUUUUUUUUAUCAUUUAUAUUUUCAAUUUUGAUUGAAUACCUUUAAA